Astyanax mexicanus (Mexican tetra) is the source of this 1548-nucleotide messenger RNA. RefSeq names its product phosducin-like (gene pdcl). The transcript has 5 exons. The record is from RefSeq and is a predicted model, not a curated record. Bases 127 to 1044 code for a protein of 305 amino acids. Lineage: Eukaryota; Metazoa; Chordata; Actinopteri; Characiformes; Acestrorhamphidae. Gene Ontology annotation, biological process: regulation of G protein-coupled receptor signaling pathway.
GUUGACGCUAAAGCCGUACUGUAGCAUAUUAACAGUCCCACCAGGAGCGGAAGUGUUUCCACUAAGUCGCUUUUAUUUCAUCGGUGUUUUAUUUUCUACCAGAUAUAUAUUCCAUAGCAUAUUGUCAUGACGACUCUGGAUGAUAAGAUUUUGGGUGAGAAGCUGCAGUACUAUUACAGCAGCAGUGAAGAUGAGGAGAGUGAUCAUGAGGAAGAUGAGGGUCAGUCUAAAACCAUCAGGGACCAGGAGGUGUUGGAAGCCGAGAUAGAAUACAGCCCAGAUGGCAGUGCUGUUAACACCGGUCCAAAAGGUGUUCUUAAUGACUGGCGCAAGUACAAGCAGCUGGAGACAGAACAGCGGGUGGAGCAGCAGAAGGAGAUGGAACGGCUGAUCAAAAAGCUCAGCAUGACCUGCAAAUCACACCUGGAUGAGGAGAUGGAUAAGGAAAAACAGAAACAACUGCAGGACAAGCUCAACGGCAAGGUAAACCUACGAGUUGAUGAAGAAGAAGAGGAUGAGGAUGAUGAAACCUUCCUCCAGCAGUACCGUCUGCAGCGCAUGGAGGAGAUGCGACGACAGCUGAGUGGUGGGAGACGUUUUGAGCAAGUGAUAAACAUUACCUCAGGGGAGGAGUUUCUGCAUGCCAUUGAUGAAGAAGGCAAAGGCACCCUGGUGCUGGUUCACAUAUUUGAGCCAGAUGUGCCUGCCUGUCAGGCAAUGGAGGGCAGUCUGCUUUGUCUGGCUCUGCAGUACCCACAGGUGAAGUUCUGUCAGGCUCGAGGGUCCGUUUUGGGCACCAGCACGCUGUUUCGCAGCUCUGCUUUGCCGGCCCUGCUGCUAUAUCGUGGUGGCGAGCUGGUGGGGAACCUGGUUCGCGUCUCAGAUCAGCUGGGCGAUGAUUUCUACGCCACUGAUGUUGAGGCACUGUUGCAGGAGUACGGGCUGCUUCCGGAGAAGCACACGCAAGCAAACGCGCACUCAUCCAUCCGCAAUGCGGCGGUCACAAACCCCUCCGACUCAGACAGUGACCUGGAUAUAGACUAGACAGUCACGGCCGUACAGCUUCAUACACAACAACGUACAUAAACAGACGCACAAUAACCCAUGGCCACCUGAAAUCUGACCAAAACAAGACUCACAAACACUCUUUCAUACAAACACCAUUAUAAUGUAUUUCUUCUGAUGUGUUACUGUAAUUUUAAGGUUAUAAUCAUGUAUGCACCAAAUGAUUGAACAGUUGUGCGUAUGUUUGUGCAUAAAGGUAUGUAGUCAUACCUGAAACCUGUCAUUUCUUUAGCUAAAUAAUUAUUAUAAAUCCUUUGGUUUCUGCUGUAUGCAAUCAAGAAAGCAGAAUGACAUAGAAUCAUCCAUUUAUGUGUAUCUAUUUAUUCCAGUUUAGUUUAAUGUAAAAUUUGUUUGUUUGUUUUUUUUAUUUUGUUUUUGCUCCAGAUAUAAGUUUGUUUUCCAAAGCUUCGGUUAGUUUUAUACGUUUUAUAAAUGUGUUCAUUAAUUCUACAGUGAAUAAACACCUUAUUCUAAUGUUCACAA